Messenger RNA from Panonychus citri (citrus red mite), 459 nucleotides. Its product is annotated as chromatin complexes subunit BAP18-like. NCBI's taxonomy places the organism in Eukaryota, Metazoa, Arthropoda, Arachnida, Trombidiformes, Tetranychidae. Gene Ontology annotation, cellular component: MLL1 complex; NURF complex. Bases 110 to 352 code for a protein of 80 amino acids. The transcript is spliced from 2 exons. The record is from RefSeq and is a predicted model, not a curated record.
AUUCGGUCCCUCUCGAUUCUUAUUGGCUGAAAAUUUUGUUGGUACUUUUUGUUUGUUUUUAAACAACAAUUUAAAUUUUUGUUUAUUGAUUUGAUUUAAUCAAUUAGAAAUGUCAUCUACUCCUGCUGCAGGUCGAGUUGCUGAAAUUUUUAAUUUUGCUGGUCAAGCUUUCAGUAAAUUGGGAGAAUUGACCAUGCAUCUGGAUGCAAGUGACGUCAAUAUCAAUGGACAAAAAUGGGAAGAAGAUGAUGUUGAAAUGUUCCGAUUGACAGUUAAGAAAUUUUCUGAAGAACUGAACAAAAUUUCAGAUAAUAUCUCCAAACCUCAGCGAUCAGCCAAGAAGACGAGUUAAUAUGGUUUGGAAAAACCUCCUUUUUGUAUCUCUUUUUUUGUAAUCCAAGAAAACGAGGAAAACAUAGUUACAAAAAUAAAACCAAUAUUCUUAUUGGAAAGGGAAAA